CCCCAACACGUCCCUCAGUACAGUUUCAGUGCUGUUGUUCAGUUCAAGUUGUUUCAUGGCGGAGUUUAGACCUUUACAGAGAUGGGACUUGGCACAGUGGAACUGGUACUUAUCUCACUGUUACUCUACCUACCUUCUCAUGCGAGUCAAGUUGGCCCAAUCCAGGUGUAUGGGCUAAUAACCCAGUCUGUCAGUCUGGCACCCACUGAGCACUUGGCACAGCCAGUAGAAGAGGUAACAUGGCAUUAUAUAAGCAAUGGAACAAGACACAGACUGGCAGAUUACAGGAACCAGCAGCUGAGUAUCCGGCACAGUCAGUUCUCCCAGCGACUGGAUGCUGAUAACAGCGGCACAAGGUUAUGGAUCAGGGAACUGAGGAGUGAGGAUACUGGCAUUUACAUAGCAUUCAUAACACUUAAUGGCACAACACAUACAGUAGAUCUGUCAUUUACUCUCACUGUGUAUGAGCCAGUUCCCACCCCAGAUAUAAAGAUGGAGAUGGAGCAGAUUAGCCCUGACUGGUGCAAUUUCACCCUUCAUUGUUCUGCCCCAACAAACCCAUCAGCGCUGUCCUACAGUUGGAUGUACAGACACAAAGGCCGGUACCAGCCCUAUCCCAAUGGUACCACAAUCCGUGUGUCACUGCAGCCUGAAUCCUGGGAUGGGGAGUAUCUGUGCUUGGUACAGAACCCGGCUGAUCAGAAAAAUGUCUCUAUUGCCCUUCAGGAAGUCUGCAAUGGUAACUUGACUACGAAAGUCAGAAAUGACAAUUUUAGGAAACGGUAUCUUUUAUUAAUCAUCCUGCCCUUGGCUCUUCUUCUGUUAUUCCUGGCAUGGUAUAUCAGAGCAAUCAAGAAAAGAAAAAAAGGGCCACCAUCUACUGCCAGUCAACUUGAUGAAGUUCAGUAUAUAGAGGUUCAUACGUGUCAGUCGGACAGAGGCCUUCAGACCAUUUAUUGCCUGGAACAGAAACCCGCCAGUCCCCGUGAAGCAAGGACACAAACAAUAUACACCGAGUUGGAGAAUAUUCACAGGACUCCCCAGGAAUAAGGAAACAGGGCUCUUCCUGCCCAACGUUGCCUUUUCAAUAACAGGAAAGUGGUGUAUUCUUCCUGUUCCACGUAUAUCCUGGAGUGGAUUGGCUGCCUGAUUUGCUAAAAAACAAAGGUCGAUAUAAGACAGGAAGUGCAUGCAGAGAUACUGGAUAAUAUUGAAACUUGGCCCAGUUAUGUAUAAACAUCCAUCAAAGUAUGUUCUGCUUACUGGAACCGAAAGCCAAAGCUUUGGUCUGGGGCAGCUGGGAAUAGUACAAAAUUCGAUUAAAGGAGAAGGAAAGGUAAAAACUAAGUAAGCUUUAUCAGAAAGGUCUAUGUAAAUACAGCCAUAAACACUUA
Xenopus tropicalis (tropical clawed frog) is the source of this 1394-nucleotide messenger RNA. RefSeq names its product T-lymphocyte surface antigen Ly-9-like. The coding region runs from base 82 to 1050 and encodes 322 amino acids. NCBI's taxonomy places the organism in Eukaryota, Metazoa, Chordata, Amphibia, Anura, Pipidae. The transcript is spliced from 6 exons. Gene Ontology annotation, cellular component: membrane. The record is from RefSeq and is a predicted model, not a curated record.